Messenger RNA from Gasterosteus aculeatus aculeatus (three-spined stickleback), 3314 nucleotides. It is a transcript of the gene prickle3, whose product is annotated as prickle homolog 3. The record is from RefSeq and is a predicted model, not a curated record. Gene Ontology annotation, molecular function: zinc ion binding. NCBI's taxonomy places the organism in Eukaryota, Metazoa, Chordata, Actinopteri, Perciformes, Gasterosteidae.
GUUAGCCGAGGCGGAAGGAGGAGUCCGGGGCAGUCUGAGGGGGGGCAUCAUGUAGUUUGUUCUAUACGGACUGUAACUGAAAAUAUCUACACCUCUGUGUUCCUUCCCUUCGUGUAUUCAUUGGGAAUCACAAUCGUAACAUCCAACCGACACCAUGUUCACGCGCGGGUCUAAAAAGCGACGUUCGAACCGCUCGCAGGAGGAAGAGGACCCAGACAGAGGGCAGCCCUGUAUGCGCUGUGGGGAUCGGUGCCCCGGCUUCCGUGUCCACGGCUGGAGGAAGAUCUGCGUCCACUGCAAGUGCGUGCGAGAGGAGCACGCCGUGCGCUCGGUGCCGGGCCAGCUGGAGAAGAUGAUGACGAAGCUGGUGUCAGACUUCCAGAGACACUCUAUCUCCGACGACGACUCGGGCUGCGCCUCCGAGGAGUACGCGUGGGUCCCGCCCGGCCUCAAGCCCGAACAGGUGUACCAGUACUUCAGCUGCCUGCCGGAGGACAGGGUGCCUUACGUCAACAGUUCAGGCGAGCGAUACCGAAUCAAACAGCUGCUGCACCAGCUUCCAGCCCACGACAGCGAGUCCCAGUACUGCAACACUCUGGACGAGGAGGAGAAGAAGGAGUUGCGUUUGUUCAGUCAGCAGAGGAAAAGAGAAAACUUGGGCAGAGGCGUCGUCAGACUCUUCCCUGUAACUAUGACAGGAGCCAUCUGCCAACAGUGCGAGAAGCAGAUCCGCGGCGGAGACAUCGCUGUGUUUGCCAGUCGGGCAGAACAGAGCAGCUGUUGGCACCCUCAGUGUUUCCAGUGUGCCACCUGCAGCGAGCUGCUGGUCGAUCUGAUCUACUUCUUCCAGGAGGGGCAGAUCUACUGCGGCCGGCACCACGCCGAGCGGCUCAAGCCGCGCUGCCAGGCCUGUGACGAGAUUAUUCUGGCGGAUGAAUGUACUGAGGCCGAAGGAAGACACUGGCACAUGAAGCACUUCUGCUGUUUUGAGUGCGAGGCGGCACUGGGCGGUCAGCGUUACAUCAUGAGAGAGAGUCGACCGUACUGCUGCUCCUGCUACGAGUCCCAGUACGCAGAGUACUGCGAUACCUGCGGAGAACACAUAGGUAUUGAUCAGGGCCAGAUGACGUACGAGGGUCAGCACUGGCACGCCGUGGAGUCUUGUUUCUGCUGCGCCCGCUGCCACCUGCCCCUGCUGGGGCGUCCCUUCCUCCCUCGAGGGGGGCUCAUCUUCUGCUCCAGGCCCUGCUCGCUGGGCGAGGACCCCAACAACUCCGACUCCUGUGACUCAGCGCUGCAGAGCAAACCGCCUCAGCACAGACGCUGUGAGUCGGCCAAGAAGCACCAGCAGCCGCAGUGUGGCUCUCCCCUGCAGCCACCAGAGGGCGCCGGCUCUCCUGUGACUCCUGCAAAAGACUGCGUUCGCGAUGCAGUGGAGAACAGAGGUGUCCACUGCACUGCUCCGGUUCAGAAUGGACUGCCUCCGCCCAGUGGUCAGCCUCAUCCGAGAGGCUCCUACUCACCUCUCCCACACAUCCAUCUAGGAAACGGCUUAGGUCCAUCUUGGCCCAGCGACCUGCCACAUUACAGUUUGCUGCCGGGGAACUCUGGCAUCAAGCGUUCUGUCGGAGACCUUCAGCUGAAGGCAGAGAUAAAUGGAAAUACCGGACUAACCGGCGUUAAUUCAAGGGGAACCUCAACGAAAGACUGUAGGAACUGGGUGGAGAAGACCAAUCAAGUAAUGCAAGGGUUUCCGCCACAAGAAAACCCGCCUCCUCUCCCGCCCAACAACCCGUCUGUUCUCCCACCUCCUCUGCCGCUCAAGUCUCGCGACCCGAUGCCCCCGGACUCCCCUCAGCCAGACCUCCCCCAACUAGCGGAGCGAUCGCCCGCUUCUCCGCCGCCGCUGUCUCGCAGUGGCACAGCUCGGGUCAGCUUCAGAGAACCGAUCAGCAGCAGCUACUCAGUCGAUGAGGACGAGGAGGAAGACGGGCCGGAGCUGCCCGAGGUGGAGGAGAACCAGCUGGAGGACGAUGAGCCGGAGGGAGGUUUCGGAAGCAAGUUGCAUCUCCAAAAGGGCAUCCCGCCGCAGAUGGAUCUUCUGGAUGGAUCCUCCUACCAACGGAGUCCGCGGAGAGGGUGGAGCCGUUGUCGCGUCCCCGCCGACCCUGCCCUCCACCCGGGAGCAGAGAGGCACCCCAGACGCUCGCGGUGCGACCGGCCUCGGCUGGAGACCCUCGACCGGAGAGGCGAGAGAGAGAGGGAGCCGCGGGGCGGCGCCGCCGUGGGCUCCUUGCUGACCCUGCAGCCGGGCCAGUGCAGACAUGAAGACUCUUGCUCCACUUGCUCUUCAUCCUCAGACUCAGAGGAAGAGGGUUUCUUCCUGGGACAGCCCAUACCUCUGCCCCCACAGCUACGAAAGCAGCAGCCCGAGGAGGGCAAAGACGGAGGGGGAGACGAGGAGAGGGAGGGGCAGAGAGACUGGGGACUGAGAGGCAGCAUAAGGCGGAGAAGAGCGCACAGCCUCGGUGCAAAGGACAAAGACAAAAACUGUGCUAUCUCCUAAGCCCCAACGUCAAAUAACAGCAUUGUUACUUUCUAAAUGAUGGUGCACGAGAAGAACUAAUGGCCCUUCAUUACUCAGACGUACUACUUAGCAACAGAAAGUGCAACAAGCCUCAAAAAGGUCACUGACUUUAACGUAACUGUAUUUACGGUUGUUUGUUUGCCUUUUUGAGAUGCUCCGUUGUAGAGAAUGAAUCCUGUGAGAAGUGAUGAACGUGUGUUGAUAAUUGUUUGGGUUGUAUUGUUACGUCCAAAUAAAGGACUCGGCGUUGCUUUGCAGUUUCUUUGAACACAAACUGCCGCAACGCUGAAGGGAAAUGUUACUUCCCAUCAUUUACAUAUGUAAAUGUACAGUAGAACACGUGGCCGCUAACCGCUGGCUCAUUCCUCCAUCGCGGUUUGCUAAAUAAAAUAAAAAAUACAUCUUAUUUUUUUAACACUACUGUAACCAUUCUAUGUGCACUUUUUAUAUAGCUGUAAUAUAUUACAGGCAUGAAUACUUAAUGGCCCGACCACGUGGGUGUAAGACAAACAGUGGUGGUUACAUUUAUUAUGUGGGUCCAAAAUAAAUGCUGCAAAGUUUAUAUACAUUCGUGUCUUUAAUCAAAAAAACUGUAAAAUCAUUUAUUUUUAUAUAUCUGGUGUAGGUCGCUGUUCUUUCUAGUUGUAUCUGGGGUAAAGGGAAGAGAUCAUAACUUCUUAGAUUUAUUUCAGACAAUUUUCUGUUGAUAAUAAAUUUGUCUAAAGUA